Messenger RNA from Peronospora matthiolae, 600 nucleotides. The record is from the annotation of a GenBank genome assembly. NCBI's taxonomy places the organism in Eukaryota, Oomycota, Peronosporomycetes, Peronosporales, Peronosporaceae.
AUGCGUGAACGGGAUAUCCCUUACACAGCAGUGAGCGCCCCCAGUGGUAUGCUCUGGGAGUGGCUAGUGAGGCCACAAGGACCAAGUAACGCUUCCGCAACGUUUAACAGCUGUGUUACAAAUCUGUUGCGAUCGUUGCGCGAAUUCGCACCGAUUUAUCUCGAGGAUGUCUUCGUCCAUAGCCGGGCUAUGGAUGGAAAUACGAACGUGGGGAUCCAUCGAAUCCACGCCCGAAUUUUUUACAUUCUAAUGCGCCAGCUUAAGUUGUUCGCGAACCUCAAGAAGUGUACAUUCGCAACGUACGAAAUGCCACUUCUUGGCUGCAUCGUGGGUAAAAACGGUGUACGCCCUGAUACGGAAAAGAUCAAGGCGACUAGCGACUGGCCUGUGCCAGUCGACGUCAAGGGACUUCGAAAGUUCCUUGGCUUGGCAGCGUAUUUGCACAAAUACUCGCGCAACUAUGCUGAGAUGACUGUUCAUCUCUCUCGUCUGCUACAUAAAAACGAGAGGUGGUCAUCGAACGCUAAGUGUCACGGAGGCGAAGCGAAAGUCGCAAGCAUGUUGUCGCUAGCACGGCUCAGCUGUAUCUACGGUGGUUAA